Molecule: messenger RNA, 2131 nt
Organism: Panicum virgatum (switchgrass)
Lineage: Eukaryota; Viridiplantae; Streptophyta; Magnoliopsida; Poales; Poaceae
Exons: 4
Coding region: 428-1942 (504 amino acids)
Molecular function (GO): zinc ion binding; nucleic acid binding
Source: RefSeq, a predicted model, not a curated record
AGGGCCACCGGCGCUCCCGCCGGCAGGACAACGGAAUCACCCUCACUCGCUCUUGUCAACUGUAGCACCGAGACUCGAGAGAGUUCGAGAGAAAGUGACUCCCAACUUGAACAAUACUUGAAUGACUAAAAGUGGAUUUUUUUCCUUGUUUCCUUCCGCUCACCCUUUCCCGUUUUCCCGUCCCAAGCUUCCUUUCCUCACGGCCCUCACCGGAACAGGAAAAUCCUGUUGUUUCCUCGCGCUGCUCGCCUGCUCCCCCAGCCGGUCGAUGGAGUUCGCCCGCAGAGGCCGCGGCGACGAGGGCGUCGACGAUGGCCACCGCUUCCUCCACUUCAACCCUCCGCCUCCGCAUGCCUUUGCGUAGCUGGAGCACCGUGCUAGUUCAAAUUAGAUCUACAAUUGGGCAGCUGCCGAAUCAAUAGAUCCAAUGCUGGUGAUCAGGGAUGCGCUGCUGUCACAGCUCCAGAAGGAUCGUCUUCGCCAGGAGAUCAUCCUGGCUGAGCUGGCUAAGAUAGAGCACGCUAUGGUCCUGCACAACGAUUCACGUCAUGGUAUUUCUACUGAUGAUGUGGAAUGGACAAAGCCAGUUCCCUUCACCUUCAGGGAGGAGUCCAUACCACACUGCCGAUGGUCCGUCAGUCGAGAAGAUUAUGCUGAUGUGGAUGAGACAUAUGAUCCUAAGAAAAAGAAUGGGAGGCAUGGGAGUGUAGAAUUGAAGUCUGGGAAGCCUGCCAUGGAAUACCAUGUUUGUGAAUGCUUGAGACCUUGUUGUAAUGGUAAGGCAGGUCAGGAGAAUGCAAAACUUGAAGAGCAGAAACUACAAGAAUCCAGUGAGACCAUACAGCCCAAGAAAACCUUGCCUUCGGUGAAAUGGGAAAUGACGGAAAUAACAAUACCAGUUAAGAAACCACAUUGGGAAUUGACUUGUGACAUUUGCCAGGUGCAAGCAACCAGUGAACACAGUUUUCAAGAGCAUUGUGUUGGGCAGAAGCACAGGUCAAAUCUAGCAACUGUGGAAUUGAGAAACAAGGUCAUUAGUCAGAAGGCACAAUUAAUGGAAGAAUCUUCUUCCUUUACUGAGCAGAAAAUAUCCUCAAUAAGAUGGAGCUGCAGUACAUGCCAGGUCAAUGGUUCCAGCGAAUCAGACCUGAAGGAGCAUGUGAAUGGACCAACACACCAACAGAACAUUGAAGAUCAGCAUGUGGAGAGUAAAGGCGUGGCUAAGAAGAUUGAGCUGCAGGAAGCAAAGCUUAACAAGAGUAAUACACCACAGCAUGCGGAGAAGCCACCUCCAGGGUGGAGUUGUAGCAUUUGCCAAGCUAACUGUGCUCGUGAAUCAGACUUGAGGCACCUUUUAGCUAAAAUUGAGGCCCUUCUAGACGAAAUCAAUAACAUGCAUUGGAAGCCCAAAUCGCAAGAAGCCAUGGUGCCUCCAACCAUUGUGCCACAACAUGCGCAGCAGGCUUCAGGAUCGAAUUGCAGCAUUUCUCAUGCUGGUUCUGAAUACCAACUGAAUAUCCAGGCUCUAAAUAAGGAAGCCAAGGAUAUGGAAAAAUUACUACCACAAACUGCCAAGAACCAACAGCCACCCUCGGGAUGGGAUUGUGGUAUCUGCCAGGCAAAAUGUUACUCUGAAUCUCAAUUUGUUCAUCACUGCAGAGGCAGGAAACACCAAAAGAAGAUUGAAGCUCUACAGGGGGAAGGUGAGAAUGCGAAAUCGAGUAAUCCGAUGGUGGAUGACAAAGUACAUUCAAAUAGUUCUGACAGCAAUAGUUCAACCUUAGAGAAGGUGGAGGAACUGACAUCAUUGUAUUCCUGUGAGGUCGGCAAUGAGCAGUGCAACAGCGAGGGUAUGCUCGCAGACCAUUGUAACAAGGAACACAUGGAGGCACAGGAAAUGCUGAAUUUUUGCGAGAUCUGCAGUUCAACAGCGAAAAGUUGAUUGCUCACCAUCAGAAAAGGCUCGAUGCGCAUAAACGAAAUGCAGUAGCAAAUGCAGUAGCGGCUUACUAUGUCUGUCAAUAGGGAGGCUGUACAGUAGGACGGUGGGCCCACUUAUGGAGCUCCUAUGCUAUGCUGUUGUAACAAUUUAACCAAGCUUUUCAAAAAGAAAGAACAAUUUAACCACUCA